AUAUUGAUCCAAAAUUUUUACGGAAAAGGUGAACGGACGGCCAUUAAAUGGAGCAGUGCACCGGAAGUAUGCAAUCCGCCACCGCGAGUGAAGAAGGCGAAUCGGGAAGGGAAAGAUCUUUUGAGCGAUGACGUGGCAAUAAAGCAAACAAAAUCGGUUUGGCUGUCACGUGGAAGUUCCCCGCUCUAUGGUCACUCAACUCCUCCAUACCCAAAUCUCCAAUCUCUAUGCUCUUCUCGAGAUUUACCGCACUUCAUUUGGAUUUGCGUGUCAAUUGCUCGAAAUGUGUUCUCUGCAGCUCUCCAAUUGCAGAGCCUUCGAGCACUCGGAAUUCCGGAGGGAGCUGAGGCGGAGCAGUGCCGCCGUGAUUCGCUCCUCGUUCUGGGGAGGACCUUUGGAUUUGAGCGAUGUGGAGGCGCGGGGGAGUAGGACGCGGCGCUUGCUGGCGCGGAGGACUUCUAGGAUUUUUGCCGAGAUGAAGAUGAAUCCGAACGAGUACAUGGUGACGCUGGAGAAGCCGCUCGGCAUCCGUUUCGCUCUCUCGGUUGACGGAAAAGUGUUCGUGCUUGCGCUCCAGAAAGGGGGUAAUGCUGAGAAGUUGGGAUUGAUUAUGGUGGGCGAUACUCUGAAAAAGGCAGGUCAAUCUUCAGACGGGAAGCUUGUUGAGAUCAAGGACUUCAGUGAUACAGAGACUCUUAGAAAGGAGAAAUCUGGUGCUUAUAGCCUUGUUCUUGAGAGACCGUUUGCUCCUUUUCCAACCCAUCAGCUCUUUCCUAUGGAUGAUAUUGAUAUCAUGUUUAAUCGAGGACGUGUUCCCAUUGCCACUUGGAACAAAAGUAUAGGGGCAUCAAAUUUGCAGGAAUCAAGUGAGAGUAGUGGGAACUCUGGAUUUGCAGUAUUUUGCCCCAAGUUUUUAAGUUCCAAAGGCUGGAAGUGUUUAAAUGAUCAAAACAGGAAUGGUCUGCCCCAAGUGUCUAGGAAUGGCGCUGCUCUACCAUGUAGUCCUCUAAUAGCCAUUUUUACUGAUGUGGUGUCUGAAAAUGCUGAAUGGGGGCACGGAAACUUCCCAUUGGAAGAGUACGCGAAUGCAUUAGAGCGUUCGAAGGAGGAGCUCUAUUAUAACCAUUCUCUCGGUAUGCACUAUAGUAAGAUCACCGAACAAAUUUAUGUUGGAUCAUGCAUUCAAACAAAAGAGGAUGUACAGACAUUAUCUACCACUGUGGGAGUCACUGCUGUGCUGAAUUUCCAGAGCAUGGCUGAAGCUGCGAACUGGGGACUUGAUUCGAAUUCAAUUAAUGAGUCAUGCCAAAACUCUAAUAUCCUAAUGGUUAACUAUCCAAUAAGAGAUGCAGAUUCUUUUGAUAUGAGAAAGAAAUUGCCGUUCUGUGUGGGUGUGCUUCUACGUUUGCUCAAGAAAAAUCAUCGUGUUUAUGUCACUUGCACAACUGGAUUCGACCGAUCACCUGCUUGUGUGAUUGCAUAUCUUCACUGGAUGACUGAUACUUCCCUUCACGCAGCCUACGAUUUUGUUACUGGAUUACAUUCAUGCAAGCCUGAUAGGCCGGCAAUUGCCUGGGCAACGUGGGAUCUCAUAGCCAUGGUUGAAAAUGGCACACAUGAAGGACCUGCAACACAUGCAGUGACAUUUGUGUGGAACGGACAUGAGGGGGAAGAAGUACAUCUGGUGGGAGAUUUCACUGGAAACUGGAAAGAACCAAUCAAGGCAGUCCAUAAAGGUGGCCCGAGACAUGAAGUUGAAAUUAGACUUCCUCGGGGGAAGUACUACUACAAAUUCAUAACUAACGGGGACUGGAGACACUCAACGUCUUCACCUACCGAAAGGGAUCAGAGUGGGAAUCUUAACAAUGUGAUUGUAGUUGGUGACACUGCCAGCGUGAAACCUACCAUUCAAUCACAAGAGAAGGACGCAAACAUUAUGAAGGUCAUAGAGAGGCCAUUGACUGAAAACGAGCGCUUUAUGUUGGCAAAAGCAGCUCGAUGUGUGGCUUUCGGUGUUUGUCCUAUAAGGCUGGCCCCAAAAUGAAGGCUGGAACGGCCGAUUCAUAAUACCUGAAAACAUCCUUCUACUGGAAGACUGAGGAAAAGAUCGCGGUGGCUCACAUAUUCUUCGAAAAUGUGUUUGUGAGUAAAUCAGCUGACACCUUCAUACUUGAUCAGUUGAUUGAUGCAUGUUAUUUAGGUUUUAGAUUUCCACGAAGUUCAUUUCUCAGUAGCAAAUGAGCUGCUCCUUAUUUAAUGUACUAUAGCAAUAAAGUCAUAUAGAAAGAAAGUCAUAUUUGAUAUGUACAAAGCAGUAGUGUUCCUUCUCUUUAAUGUUGCAGUGCAAAUUCUGAUAUUUAUAUUAAAGAAAUUGUUCUUUUUUU
Messenger RNA from Salvia miltiorrhiza (redroot sage), 2384 nucleotides. Its product is annotated as phosphoglucan phosphatase LSF1, chloroplastic-like. The record is from RefSeq and is a predicted model, not a curated record. The transcript is spliced from 10 exons. Lineage: Eukaryota; Viridiplantae; Streptophyta; Magnoliopsida; Lamiales; Lamiaceae. Gene Ontology annotation, cellular component: starch grain; chloroplast. Gene Ontology annotation, biological process: starch catabolic process; protein dephosphorylation. Bases 188 to 2044 code for a protein of 618 amino acids. Gene Ontology annotation, molecular function: protein binding; carbohydrate phosphatase activity; protein tyrosine/serine/threonine phosphatase activity.